Molecule: messenger RNA, 512 nt
Organism: Ailuropoda melanoleuca (giant panda)
Lineage: Eukaryota; Metazoa; Chordata; Mammalia; Carnivora; Ursidae
Gene: COX7B2
Product: cytochrome c oxidase subunit 7B2
Exons: 2
Coding region: 152-394 (80 amino acids)
Biological process (GO): mitochondrial electron transport, cytochrome c to oxygen
Cellular component (GO): respiratory chain complex IV; mitochondrion
Source: RefSeq, a predicted model, not a curated record
CAUCACCUGAAAGAUCAUCUCUCAAGAGACUAGUUUUGAUUGGAAAGAAAUUUGAACUUUAUUCAAGAAGCUGGGAACCUGAGGAGAAGGUUUUUUCCCAAGGAAGUAGGCCAACUGCUCCAAUCAACGGCAGUCCCAUCACAACUUCAUCAUGUUUCCCUUGACCAGAAAUGCACUAAAUAGGUUCAAGAUUCGAAGCAUUCAACAAAUUAGGUCAAGACAGAGCCAUGAAAAUCAUUCACGAGAUUUCCAUGACAAAUACGGUAACACUGUACUAGCUAGUGGGACCGCUUUCUGUGUUGUUGCAUGGGUGUUUAUAGCCACACAGAUUGGAAUAAAAUGGAAUCUAUCUCCUGUCGGCAGAGUCACCCCAAAAGAGUGGAAUGAUGAGUAACCAUCAAAGUUACUGUGAUACAAAAUUGUUUCAAAAUAAACUUGUCAUUUAAGCACUCUGCUGCUCAUUAAAAUAUAGCAUAAUUGAAGAAAUAAAAUACAUUUGAAACCUUUAAAAA